AUGGCAUCCUCGUUCCGCCGCAGGCGCAUCGUCUGGGCUAUCAUCCUGCUCACCGCUGGCGUGUUCUUCUACGUAAGCACCUCAGGCAACGCCUCCUUCCUCUCCCUCCCCGCGUCUCUCAAAGACAUUGGCUUCUCCCCGUCGUCCUCGCGCGCCGGACAGGUCGCGCUCGCGAAGCUCAAGGACAUCGCCGGCAAGAAGCAGGUCCCUGAGAUCCAGGGCCUCCUCUACUUCGUCUCGCAGCACCCGGACCGCACACUCAACGAGAAUGAGGGCGAGAUUGAGGUGGAGGGGAAAGGGCUCGUGAAGGUGGACCCCGAGACGGCGAUCGACCUCGACGUCUAUGCUCCGGACGGACACCGCAAUUGGGACGCGCAUUUGAAAGUGCUGAAGGAGGACUACCCCGUUAUCGUGUUCAGCAAGACGUUCUGCCCCUACUCGCAGCGUGCCAAAGCACUUCUGCAGACGUAUGAACUAGACCCACCGCCAUUCAUCGUGGAGCUCAAUACCCGGAGAGACGGGCCCAUGAUCCAAAACAUCUUGAAAAGGUUGACUGGGCGGCGUACUGUGCCAAAUGUCCUCGUUCACGGUCAAUCACUGGGUGGCUCCGAUGAUAUCCAGGCGCUACACGACCAGCAUAAACUGAAGGGUAUUCUCGAGGAUGCUGGACUGGAGGUCAAUGGGUUGUGGGCGGGUCUGCAGGUCCAUGAGGAAUAG
Rhodofomes roseus is the source of this 717-nucleotide messenger RNA. Its product is annotated as thioredoxin-like protein. The transcript has 3 exons. Gene Ontology annotation, biological process: cellular response to oxidative stress. Lineage: Eukaryota; Fungi; Basidiomycota; Agaricomycetes; Polyporales; Fomitopsidaceae. The coding region runs from base 1 to 717 and encodes 238 amino acids. Gene Ontology annotation, cellular component: Golgi lumen; cis-Golgi network; cytoplasm. The record is from RefSeq and is a predicted model, not a curated record. Gene Ontology annotation, molecular function: glutathione disulfide oxidoreductase activity.